CAGUGGCAGCGUGGUAAAGUCUGACAAGUUAGCCGGACUGCUGCAACACCAAGUGGCGUCAUCCUAAACUCCUACCUCCCAGUUACUGUACGGAUAUUUGAGCUUUGGGCGGAUUGUUUGGCAACAGUUCACUUCCCUCUUCUAUGCCACACUACGCACAGAGCAACAGGCAUGCUACCAUCAGAAGUAAGCCGUAGAGUUGAACUUUAGUAAGUUUAAAGUUGUUGUUUUUCUCUGUCAGUAUGGGUGACUCGGACGCGACUCUGAGAAGAAGGGCGACUUUCGCAGCGGGGUUAGGUGGAAGUAUGCAGCCGAUGAAUGGGAAGUCUGCAGCGGCGUCUCAGAGCUCAGUGACCGCUGAUUUGGGAAAAGAUAAUGGCCUGGGAAAACGAGACCGUAUGGUGGAAACAGCCCGAUCAAACUCAAAGAGUGAGAAACAUAAACGCAGGAACGACAUAAGUGAGAGAAUGAGCUGUCAUAAAACACAGGAGUCCCUGCUGAGUUCAUCCAGUGGUUUCAGUAACUACAGAGGAAUCCUAAACUGGUGUGUGGUUAUGCUGGUUUUGAGUAAUGCUCGCCUCUUCUUAGAAAACCUGCUAAGGUACGGCAUUCUGGUGGACCCUAUUCAGGUGAUUUCCUUGUUUCUGAAGGAUCCCUACAGCUGGCCAGCAGCAUGCCUUGUUAUUGCCUCCAACCUGUUCAUUCUGGUGGCUCUCUACACAGAAAGGCAGCUAUCAAAGGGUUCCUUCACUGAACGUGUGGGAUUUCAGGUCCAUUGCAUUAACAUGGUAAACAUGCUAACAUUCCCUGCUGCAGUCGUCCUAUUGGUCCCCUCCGUGACCCCAGUUGGCGGUGUGUUCGUUGUUGGGACUCACACUAUCCUCUUCCUAAAGCUUUACUCCUAUAAAGACGUCAACAAGUGGUGCAGAGAGCUGAGCAGUGUCAAGGCAAAGAAACUGGCCAGGUCGCUGUCUUGUCCCUCAGCGCAGCACUUAAAUGGAGGCGACCGUAAGGUGUAUUACCCUGGUAACCUCACCAUCAGAGACAUGUACUACUUUGUCUUUGCUCCAACUCUGUGCUACGAGCUCAACUUCCCUCGCUCUCCUAAUAUCCGCAUGAGUUUCCUGCUCAGGAGACUGUUUGAAAUGCUGUUCUUCAUGCAGAUGUUAGUUGGUCUCACUCAACAGUGGAUGAUUCCCAUCAUUGAAAGUUCCAUGAAGCCACUAGAGGUGAGGAGGAUAGACAGGGUGUCCACGGGGUCUUAA
Messenger RNA from Notothenia coriiceps (black rockcod), 1265 nucleotides. RefSeq names its product diacylglycerol O-acyltransferase 1-like. The transcript is spliced from 11 exons. Gene Ontology annotation, molecular function: diacylglycerol O-acyltransferase activity. The coding region runs from base 243 to 1265 and encodes 340 amino acids. The record is from RefSeq and is a predicted model, not a curated record. Lineage: Eukaryota; Metazoa; Chordata; Actinopteri; Perciformes; Nototheniidae. Gene Ontology annotation, biological process: triglyceride biosynthetic process. Gene Ontology annotation, cellular component: endoplasmic reticulum membrane.